Messenger RNA from Brassica napus (rape), 537 nucleotides. RefSeq names its product josephin-like protein. The coding region runs from base 1 to 537 and encodes 178 amino acids. Gene Ontology annotation, molecular function: cysteine-type deubiquitinase activity. Gene Ontology annotation, biological process: protein deubiquitination. The record is from RefSeq and is a predicted model, not a curated record. NCBI's taxonomy places the organism in Eukaryota, Viridiplantae, Streptophyta, Magnoliopsida, Brassicales, Brassicaceae. The transcript is spliced from 2 exons.
AUGGCGGGCUGUGAAUCUCAGAUCUAUCACGAGCGUCAACGACUACAGUUUUGCCUCUUGCACUCCCUUAACAAUCUAUUUCAGGACAAGGACGCAUUCACGAGAGAAGGCUUGGACUCAAUCUCGGAGAAUCUCGGGACCGAUGAUCCUUGCCAAGAAACGUGGACGCCUCUCACUUUACUCCUCAAGCCUCACCACAACACGCUUACCGGGAACUACGACGUAAACGUGAUGAUUGCAGCUCUUGAAGGAAAAGGCAAGAGUGUUGAGUGGCAUGACAAGCGUUAUGGAGCUUACUCGAUUAAUCUUGGUGCAGAUACUCUAAUGGGUAUCGUGUUGAACGUUCCGGUCACGCGAUAUGUGGGACUUUGGAGAAGCAGGCGUUGGGUUGUGAUGAGAAAAAUCAAUGGAGUAUGGUAUAAUUUGGAUUGUGAUCUUACUGUGCCACAUCCGUUUACAAGCGAAGAUGAAGUCAAGGGGUUCUUGGAUCAAAAUCUGAGUUUAGGUGGAGAGAUUUUGUUAGUGAACAAUGCUUGA